CGAGUGGAGCCCCUACCUGCAGCGCCGAGCCGAGCGCCGCCGGCUUUGUUCGCUUUGUCUGCGCGCACCUGAGUGGCCUGCCGGGAAGGUCGCCAUCCUGGAGAGCAUACCGGCGCCGCACCAGGUCUGACAACAUGCCUCCAUUUCUGUCUCCGCCAGCUGUCUGCAUACUCCUCUUCUCUACGGUGUCCCCAUCCAUCUCUCUUCAGGAAGUCCAUGUGAGCAGGGAGACCAUUGGGAAGAUCGCAGUGGCCAGCAAAUUGAUGUGGUGCUCAGCGGCGGUUGACAUCCUGUUUCUGUUCGAUGGCUCUCACAGCGUUGGGAAAGGCGGCUUCGAGAGAUCCAAGCACUUUGCCAUCACUGUCUGUGACGCUCUGGACAUCAGCCCUGGGAGGGUCCGAGUGGGAGCCUUGCAGUUUGGUUCCACUCCUCAUCUGGAAUUCCCCUUGGACUCCUUUUCCACCAGACAGGAAGUGAAGGCAAACAUCAAGAGGAUAGCUUUCAAAGGCGGGCGCACAGAGACGGGCCUCGCUCUGAAACGCCUGCGCAGAGGGUUCCCCGGAGGCAGAAACGGUGCUGUGCCCCAGCUCCUUAUCAUCAUCACGGAUGGCAAGUCCCAGGGGCCCGUGGCUCUGCCAGCUAAGCAGCUGAGAGAAAGAGGCGUCGUAGUGUUUGCCGUAGGGGUCCGGUUUCCCAGGUGGGACGAGCUGCUCACACUGGCCAGUGAGCCAAAGGACCAGCAUGUGCUGCUGGCUGAGCAAGCGGAGGAUGCCACCAACGGCCUCCUCAGCACCCUCAGCGGCUCGGCGCUCUGCACCUCCGCGGACGCAGAUUGCAGGGUGGAAGCUCACCCCUGUGAGCGCAAGACCCUGGAGACCGUCAGGGAACUUGCUGGCCAUGCCCUGUGCUGGAGGGGAUCGAGGCAGGCGGAUGCUGUGCUGGCUGUGCGAUGUCCCUUUUACAGCUGGAGGAGAGUGUUCCAAACGCACCCUGCCACCUGCCAUAGGACCAUCUGCCCAGGCCCCUGUGACUCCCAGCCCUGCCAAAAUGGAGGCACAUGCAUCCCAGAGGGUGUGGAUAGGUACCACUGCCUCUGCCCGCUGGCAUUCGGAGGGGAAGUCAACUGUGCCCCGAAGCUGAGCCUGGAGUGCAGGAUCGAAGUCCUCUUCCUGCUGGAUAGCUCUGCGGGCACCACUCUGGAGGGUUUCCAGCGGGCCAAGGCCUUUGUGAAGCGCUUCCUGCAGGCCGUGCUGAGUGAGGACUCCCGGGCCCGCGUUGGGGUGGCCAGUUACAGCAGGGAUCUGGUGGUGGCCGUGCCUGUCGGGGAGUACCAGGAUGUGCCAGACCUGGUCAGGAGGCUCGACAGUGUUCCCUUCCGUGGUGGCCCAGCCCUGACUGGCAGUGCCUUGCUGCAGGUGACAGAGCAUGGCUUUGGGACUGCCAGCAGGACAGGCCAGGACAGGCCACGCAGAGUGGUGGUUCUGCUCACUGAAUCACACUCACAGGAUGACGUGGCUGGGCCAGCAGACCACGCAAGGGCUCGGGAGCUACUCCUCCUGGGCGUGGGCAGUGAGAUCGUGCAGGCGGAGCUAGAGAUCAUCACAGGCAGCCUGAAGCACGUGAUGGUCUACACAGACCCUCAGGACCUAUUCAGCCAGAUCCCGGAGCUCCAGAGGAGGCUGUGCAGCCAGCCACAGCCAGGCUGCCAAGCACAGUCACUGGACCUGGUGUUCCUGCUGGAUGCCUCUGCCUCAGUGGGACCUGAGAACUUUGCUCAGAUGCAGACCUUCAUCAGGAAAUGCACCCUCCGCUUUGAUGUGAACCCUGAUGUGGCACAGGUUGGCCUGGUGGUGUACGGCAGCCAGGUGCAGACAGCCUUCGGGCUGGACACCCAUCUUACCCGUGCCGCCGUGUUGCGGGCCAUGAGCCAGGCCCCCUACCUCGGGGGGGUGGGCUCUGCUGGCACAGCCUUGCUGCACAUUGAUGACAAGGUGAUGAGUGUCCAGAGGGGCGCCCGCCCUGGUGUCCCCAAAGCUGUGGUGAUGCUCACGGGUGGGAGUGGGGUAGAAGACGCAACUGUCCCUGCCCAGAAGCUGAGAGACAAUGGCAUCUCAGUCUUGGUUGUGAGCGUGGGGGCUGUCCUCAGGGAGGCAGUGCGGAGGCUCGCUGGUCCCCGGGACUCCCUGAUCCAUGUGGCAGCUUACUCGGACCUACGGUACCACCAGGACGUGCUCAUUGAGUGGAUAUGUAGAGAAGCCAAGCGGCCAGUCAAUCUCUGCAGACCCAGCCCAUGCAUGAAUGAAGGCACCUGUGUCCUAAAGAAUGACAGUUACCGCUGCGAGUGUCGGGGUGGCUGGGAAGGCCCCCACUGUGAGAACCGCGUCUUGAGAGGAGAUGCCCCCAUGGCACGUAGCUCCCGCCAAGAGCCCACCGGAGGACGGCAGCCAACCCCCCAGCAAGCUCCUGGGCAUCUCAGGAUCUGAAAGGCACUGUCUGCGGCCCGGUGCACCUCCUGGGGGUUCUGGAGCAUCUGCUUCCAGCUCUGAGCAGAGCUGUCCUGCCCACCAGCCUCUGCCACAGAGGACCGUGCUGCUUGGGACAGCAGCUGCUGCAGCUGUCCGUCACUAUGGUGAUGUUGGAAACUGCUAAUGUGUCAGUAUUUACCUCCUGUACCGUUUGUCACUUUUCCUGAGGAUAAGAAAGAGGCCAGGGAGCUUGAUGGCCUGCUGGAGGGCCACUUUGACCAUCACAGAUGCUAGAGAGACUACUGCAAGGUAGUAAUGCCUGGAGGAAGACAUCUGCCGGAGCGUACCAUGCAGUGAUGGUUUUGACACGAAAGGUGGACUUCUCCUUUUCCCAAAAGAGAACUCCUAUGGAUUUAGUUUGAAAGGGGAUUAUGUGCCAUUUGUGAGGUUUUCUGGUGACCAGAUCUGUGUGUGGGAAAGACCUGGGAAGGUCUCAGACAGCAGUUUGACCAAUUAGCCAGUUUGUAUAUAGGGAAGGGGCGUUCUGUGCAAAGGG
Peromyscus leucopus (white-footed mouse) is the source of this 3021-nucleotide messenger RNA. It is a transcript of the gene Vwa2, whose product is annotated as von Willebrand factor A domain containing 2. Bases 135 to 2483 code for a protein of 782 amino acids. The transcript has 14 exons. NCBI's taxonomy places the organism in Eukaryota, Metazoa, Chordata, Mammalia, Rodentia, Cricetidae. Gene Ontology annotation, molecular function: calcium ion binding. The record is from RefSeq and is a predicted model, not a curated record.